AAAAUGUCCAAUACUGAAGAACAAAAAAGCGUAGAGCAACAAGUUGAAGCUGUUACCUCUCAACUCGAGGAAACCACAAUUUCUCAACAACCUUCAGGUCCAGUCACUGAACUUACUGAAGAACAAGAAGCAAGAUUCAAUUUGAUUAGAAGUGUUGGUGAAGAAUGUAUUCAAGAAGAUGAACUCCGUGUUCUCAUCAAGAAUAAGAAGGAACAAAUUAUUUGUUAUGACGGUUUUGAACCAUCAGGCCGUAUUCACAUUGCCCAAGGUGUUAUGAAGGCUAUCAAUGUUAAUAAGCUUACCAAGGCUGGAUGUAAAUUCAUCUUUUUGGUUGCCGAUUGGUUCGCUCUCAUGAAUAACAAGAUGGAUGGUGAUUUGGAAAAGAUUCAAACUGUUGGUAAAUACAUGAUUGAAGUAUGGAAGAGUAUUGGUAUGGAUUUGAAUAAUGUCGAAUUUGUUUGGAGUAGUGAAAUUAUUAACAAGGACCCUAACACUUAUUGGUUAAAUGUCCUUGAUAUUGCUCGUAAUAACAAUUUGGCCCGUAUUAAACGUUGCUCACAAAUUAUGGGUCGUAACGAAGCCGAAGACUUGAGUGCUGCUCAAAUCUUUUAUCCAUGUAUGCAAUGUGCUGAUAUCUUCUAUUUGAAGGCUGAUAUCUGUCAAUUGGGUAUGGAUCAAAGAAAGGUCAACAUGUUGGCUCGUGAAUAUUCCGAAUUGAAGAGAAAGGAUAAGAAGACUAAAUCAAAGUUCAGAUUCUCUCCAAUCAUUCUCUCUCACCACAUGUUGCCAGGUUUGGAUGGUUCAACAAAGAUGGCCAAAUCUAAUCCACUUGCUGCUAUUUUCAUGGAAGAUAGUGAAGCUGAUGUCAAUAAGAAAGUUAAGAGUGCUUUCUGUGAACCAGGUAAUAUUGAAAAGAACCCACCUCUUGAAUAUAUCAAACAUAUUAUUUUACCAAUGAGAGGUGAACUUUUGAUUGAAAAAGACGAAAAGUUCGGUGGAAAUAAGACUUACACAACCUAUGAAGAAAUUGAAAAGGACUUUGCUGAACAAACCUUGCAUCCUUCUGAACUUAAGCCAGCUUUGUCUAAGGCUAUUAAUGCUAUCCUUGCCCCAGUCCGUGAACACUUUAAGAAUGACCAAAAUGCUAAGAGUUUGUUGGAAAAGGUUCAAAAGUUCAAGGUUACAAAAUAAAUUAAUUUAUUCAUCCUUUU
This is a messenger RNA of Naegleria gruberi, 1211 nucleotides long. RefSeq names its product tyrosyl-tRNA synthetase. The coding region runs from base 4 to 1191 and encodes 395 amino acids. Lineage: Eukaryota; Heterolobosea; Eutetramitea; Acrasida; Naegleriidae. The transcript has a single exon. Gene Ontology annotation, biological process: tRNA aminoacylation for protein translation. The record is from RefSeq and is a predicted model, not a curated record. Gene Ontology annotation, molecular function: ATP binding; tyrosine-tRNA ligase activity.